CGCAAAACGAGCCAAAUGAAAUAGUUGUUAAAAUUAUUACUCUGAAUUUUUUUUUUUGUUAAAAGGAGUACAUUAGAGCAUUUUUCGUAAAUCGAAAGUUUUAUGUAUUUCACAUUUAAACUGUAGGCGUUUGCGAAUUAAAUUUGCGUAAAUGAUAAAUUACUUCGUUUUGAUUUCAUUGUCACACGUAUCAGCUGUAAAGCAUGUAUUUCAAAAUUGUGCAAUUCAGAAGCUGCUCGUAGAGUCGUCUUACAGACAUUGGCGUUGGUGAAGGCGUCAUAUUUAACUCACGGCGUGAAUUCAAUUCUCGAGGCCAGAGGCUACUACGACAGCUGGCAACAAGGGCACGUUGAACGCACAGUCCGAAGAUUCAAGGCCAUAGACAGAGAUCACGCCUAGUCAUCGUAGUUUAUGUGAUCUUCGUUAUCUUUCGAGGAGGAAUUGCAGUGAAACACUAAGUACCUGGCCGUUGAGGAGAGAGGUCUCUCUCAAAGAACACGCAAGUGGUUGCAGUUAUUUGACAUUACAAUUAUGGCAAAACAUAUAUUGCGAGGACCAUCACAUAAAGUGGAGAUACCAAAUUGUUCGUUAGGGGAGUAUAUGUGGCGCAAUAUUAGUGCCCAUGGAACAAAAAUUGCUCAGGUGGAUGCUGUAAGUGGGAAACAAAGAACAUAUGAUGAUAUCAUAAAAGACAGUAUUGCUCUUGCUGAAACCAUGCGAGGUUGGGGAGUGAAGAAAGGCGAUGUAGUGGCUAUAAUGAGCCCUAAUUGCACUGAAUUUUGUCUCCCUGUUCUAGCCUCUUUAUAUUUAGGAGCGACACUUGCUCCUUUGAAUCCAACAUAUACACCAAGAGAAUUGCAGCAUGCAAUGUCUAUAUCAAAACCAUCUAUGCUAUUCUGCCAUCCUUUGAUACUUCCAAAAGUACCUCAUGUUUUGGCAGCAGUUAGCUUUGUGAAGAAAGUUGUAGUAUUUGGUGAUAGAAACCAUGAUUAUAUUAAAUUUUCUGACUGUAUUGAUAAUCCAAAAUCCUAUGUAUUCAACUGUGUGCAAGUUGAUCCCAGAAAAGACUUAUCUGCAAUAUUAUGCUCUAGUGGAACUACUGGACUUCCAAAAGGAGUUAUGAUUAAUCACAGAAGUAUUAUUGCAACUAUUGAAAUGAUGCGGGAUCCGGAUAUGGGACAUAUGACUGGAAAUGAUGUGCAUUUAGGAUUGCUUCCCUUAUUUCAUGCCUAUGCAUUCUUCACACAGUUCUGUACUCUAGCUCUUGGUGUGAAGAGUAUAAUACUCCCCAAGUUUGAAGAACAACUUUUCUUGGAAAGCAUUCAAAAUCACAAGGUCACAUUGAUGAUGCUUGUUCCUCCCCUGAUGGUUUUCUUAGCAAAGCAUCCACUGGUAGAUAACUAUGACUUAUCAUCAGUUAGAGCAAUGUGGUGUGGAGCAGCUCCAUUAAGUCCUGAAAUUCAGGAGCAAGUUUCCCAAAGAAUUCAAGUACCAUCAAUUAGACAAGGGUAUGGAAUGACUGAAAUGACCCUAGCUGCAUUAAUUACUCCACCAGAUGAACAUAAAAUAGGAUCGUCUGGAAAACUACUGCACAAUUUGGAAGCAAAGGUUGUAGACUUAGAGACAGGUCAAACACUUGGACCAAAUCAAAAAGGUGAACUCUGCUUUAGGGGUGAAACUAUAAUGUUGGGUUAUUGUGGAGAUGAGCAGUCAACCCAAGCAACUAUUGAUAAAGAUGGAUUUUUGCACAGUGGAGAUAUUGGAUAUUAUGAUGAAGAUGGAUAUUUCUUUAUUAUUGAUCGAAAGAAAGAACUGAUAAAAUAUAAAGGGUUCCAGGUACCACCAGCAGAAUUAGAAGCCAUUUUGUUAACUCACCCAUCAAUAAAAGAUGCUGCUGUCAUUGGAGUUCCAGAUAUUGAAGCAGGAGAACUGCCUCGAGCGUUUGUUGUCAAACAACCAGGAGCAGUUUUAUCAGAGGACCAAGUUAUAGAUUUUGUUGCUUCUCAAGUUUCACCUGCAAAAAGAUUGCAUGGUGGUGUAAAGUUCAUAAGUGAGAUACCUAAAAAUCCUACAGGGAAAAUACUGCGGCGUGUUUUGAGAGAAUCACUGAAAUCUAAUCUUUAAACACAUAAUGUUAACUCAUAAAUUUUGUAGCAAGUACUAUUCAACCACUUCAUUUUAAAAAUUGACACCACUGGAGUGAAUUUGGUAUAAAAAUGAGACAGCCCUGGUUGUGGUUUUCUAAAUGUAUUACUAAGCUUCAGCAUUAACGCUUUACUGCAGCUUUCCAUUGUUUUGAAAUCUUGGUCAUUAGUUUACAUUGCCAGCACAAUUCUUCCACACAAGAUUCUGAUUGUUAUUUUAUACCAACUUAACAGUGUUAGAGAUUGUGAACCUAAAUAUUGAGAAUCUGGUUAUUCACUAUUACCAAAGUGCCUGAAUACUUCAAGUAUUACUUUUUUAUUGUUUGCAGAUAGCAUAUAUGAUUUUCUCAGACAUUGCAUUUAAGUAAUAAUUAUUUUACAUUAUAUUGCAAAGGAAUUUAUAUUCCGAAAUUCAUAACAUAACAUUUGUGUAACAAUACAAUUCAUCUACAUCUUCAAUGAAAAAAUACAGUUCCUUGAAUGUUAAUAAAAAUAUCAGUUUACAGUAUCUUUGAGGUAUUAUAUUUUCUAACUAAAAAUAUUGUAUCUUUUAAACUUGGUCUAGUUUUAAUUUGAAUGUAAUUUAAAUUCUGACAUUCCAGCAGUUAAGAAUUGUUUUUAAAAUACCUGUUGUCCCUUAUACUAAUAUGCUUGCAGGUUUUUUUUUCUAUCUUUUUGUCUUAUCAGCAUAACCUGAGUAAUAUUUAAUGGAUUUCCAAAAUCCAGGCACCAUUGCUGUGAAACAUUUAUGACAAAUACAUAUUAGAUUGUGAGUUAUUAAAUUUAAUAUUGUUUUUUCUUCAUAAAAUUGUAUCACUCAUCAGAAAAAAGCAGUUGUAUGUUACACAAAAUAAACUAUUGUUUUCAAUCCCUAACUGGACAAAGGCCCUAUAACUAAAUACAGCAAUUUGAGUUUGUCCAAUGAUUACUCUUUUAAUUUUUCUGAUAUAUCGUUUCAUCAUGCAAAACAAAUUUCAGAAAUAUCAUGAAAAAGGUUUUAUGCAAGUUGUAUUCAUACGUACAAUACUUUUUAAUCGUUCAAUGCACCAUUUUGUAAAUUCAGGUAAUUGCAAUUAGUCAUAUUUUAGAAUUUAUUAUAACCUGUUUAUGUUAUUAAAAUUGAUGGCAAUGC
Molecule: messenger RNA, 3276 nt
Organism: Gryllus bimaculatus (two-spotted cricket)
Lineage: Eukaryota; Metazoa; Arthropoda; Insecta; Orthoptera; Gryllidae
Source: the annotation of a GenBank genome assembly